AGUCGCCUUGCAGAGCUAGCGGGUAGAUGUGGGGUCGGGCUCCCGCCCCACCCCGAGGCCCCGACGGGCCUGUGGGCGCCUGAGCUCAGCUCUUGGCACCUUACCUCAACCAGGUGGUGGAGGAGGGGGCGGGGCCUUCUCCUGCCUCUGCAAAUCACCCUUCUUAGGGCCAUAAUUGGACCUCUUGACCUGCUGCUAGGCCCAUGGGGAACGAUGCUGUUCCCAGCAGGGACCCCAACCCUCGGGGGGCUUUUAUGGGACGACAGACUUAAACCGUAGUUGAUAAAUACACCUUUAAUUCGCAACUGAAUAGGAUGGGUUUAAGACGAUAUUUGUUUCACUGGGGAUCUUUGCACAUCUCAGCGGGGUCAAAAGACAAACGUUUGUCUUUAUCUUUUGCGGGGAGUGAGAGUUUGGAAGGAAACUUUUCCCUCCCAUCCUUCCUCUGCUAGGAUCUUUUCUAUUCCCAGAGUACGUUCUCCCUCGAUUUGGACUUCCUUUUCCCUUUACCCUUUUGGCUUCAACUUACUCACCUGCAAAACUUCCCUCUCACCUUUGUUCUCAGGUGUCUCUGCCCCCGCCUCCGCAACCUUUCCACCCAGACUCGCUCUCCGCCCCCUUCUUCCUUUGUACCUCCGCUCUCUCCGUCUCCUCGGGUAUUCUUCGCUAAUAACUCUUUCUCCCUUCCUCGCUCCCCUGCUCCCCUCACCCCGGUCAACCCUGUCCCUACCACCCUACCCCAGCUGUCCUCUCGCCCAGCACAUCUACGUUUCUGCUUUCCUGCCAACUGUUCUCCCCCGAUUCCCCUAGGUGUUCACUGCCUCUCCCUUCUGUUCCACGCUCUUGGCGACUCUCGGCGGGGAGCCCAGAGACACUUCUGGAGCCUGUCUUCCGCGGGGAAAUCCGCGGCGGCGGCGAUUCCCGGCGGAGCGGAGGCCGCCUCGCUCCCGGCUUCCUCAGCGGGCCGCAGAGAGAGGAGCUGGCGCUGGACUGCAGCGACGGGUGCCGCUGCACGACCCGGGCAGCCUCUCUUUCCCAGUGAAGAAUAUCUCAGGUGAAAACAAAUUUCAUCAUUUUUGUGAUUGUGCAGGACCAGAGAUAGGCUCAAGUAUGAUCCUGAGAACACAUUUUUUUUUUAGUGCAUAAUAUGUGCCAAGAACUGGGACUACAAGAGCUAAAGAAGACACUGUUGUCUUUACCCUCCAAGAGGUGAGAAGAUGGCAAGGAAGCAUGUGCAUGUAAUUGCUGCAAUGCAGAAAAGCCUUGGUUUUUAUCAAAUGCAUAACUGUCUAUUAAAGGAAACCAAACUGCAGUGGAAGUCUAACGUAUGAAAAUACAGAAACUGCUUUGGUUGAUUCAAAAUGGGAACAACAGGUGAUGAGAUGGUGUCUGUGGAACACACUUCCUCCUCCUCCUUCAACCCUCUGUGUUUUGAAUGUGGCCAGCAGCACUGGACGAGAGAAAACCACUUGUACAAUUACCAGGACGAGGUGGACGACGACCUGGUCUGCCAUAUUUGCCUUCAGCCCCUGCUGCAGCCGCUCGAUACCCCCUGUGGACACACAUUCUGCUGCAAGUGCCUCAGAAACUUCCUACAGGAGAAAGAUUUCUGCCCAUUGGACCGCAAAAGACUUCACUUUAAGUUGUGUAAGAAGUCUAGUAUUCUAGUUCAUAAACUGCUGGACAAAUUAUUAGUGUCAUGUCCAUUUUCUUCCGUGUGCCAAGAUGUAAUGCAACGCUGUGACCUGGAGGCACAUCUUAAAAACAGGUGUCCUGGAGCUUCUCAGCGGAGAGCUGCCCUAGAGAGGAGGAAAACUAGUAAAACUCAGACAGAGCUUGAAAGUGAAAAUGGAACCACCAUAAUAGAUCUUCCUGGUACUUUAUCACCGGAAACAGACUGUUCAGAGACAGGCACAGCGCCCCCUGAGCGGAACUUGACCUCAGCAUCUCUUCCUGCAUGGACUGAGGAGCCUGGCCUGGACAACCCUGCCUUCGAGGAGAGCGCUGUGGCCGACGCCACACAGCAGCCACCCAGUUUACCAGAAGGCGAAAUUACCACGAUUGAAAUUCGCCGUUCAAAUCCUUACAUUCAGUUAGGAAUUAGCAUUGUGGGUGGCAAUGAAACGCCUCUGAUUAACAUCGUUAUCCAGGAAGUCUAUCGGGAUGGGAUAAUCGCCAGAGAUGGAAGACUCCUUGCUGGAGACCAGAUUCUUCAGGUCAACAACUACGAUAUCAGCAAUGUGCCCCACAACUACGCCAGAGCUGUGCUCUUGCAGCCCUGCGGCACCCUCUUGCUCACUGUGCUUCGCGAGAGGCGCUUUGGUAACCGCGCGCACAGCAACUCUGACGGGACCUCCCCACGAGAAGAUGUCUUCCACGUGGCGCUUCAUAAACGUGACUCCGGUGAACAGCUCGGCAUUAAGCUCGUGCGAAGGACGGAUGAGCCAGGCGUUUUUAUUCUUGACCUGUUGGAAGGGGGGCUGGCAGCGCAGGAUGGGAGGCUCAGCAGCAGUGACCGCGUGCUCGCCAUCAAUGGGCACGACCUGAAGCACGGGACUCCCGAGCUGGCCGCCCAGAUCAUCCAGGCUAGUGGAGAAAGGGUGAAUUUAACAAUUGCUAGACCUGGGAAACCCCCGCUGGGAAACGCUAUCCGAGAGGCAGGAACCCAGAGCAGCAGCCAACAGCCAGCACAGCCACUGUGUUACAGCAGACCCAGCUCACACAAGGAUCUUACCCAGUGUGUUACAUGCCAAGAAAAACACAUUAUUGUAAAGAAGGAACCACACGAGUCCCUUGGAAUGACAGUAGCCGGGGGCAGGGGAAGUAAGAGUGGUGAGCUGCCCAUCUUUGUGACCAGUGUGCCACCCCAUGGCUGCCUUGCACGCGAUGGCAGAAUCAAGAGAGGUGAUGUAUUGUUGAAUAUCAAUGGCAUUGAUUUGACCAAUCUGAGCCACAGCGAGGCUGUGGCUAUGCUGAAAGCCAGUGCUGCGUCCCCCACCGUCGACCUCAGGGCACUUGAGGUCCAGGUGGCUGAGGAGGCCACCCAGGCCACAGAUGGGCUGCCAAGCACGUUCAGUGAGAAUGAGUAUGAUGCCAGUUGGUCCCCAUCGUGGGUCAUGUGGCUGGGGCUUCCAAGUUCCCUUCAUAGCUGCCAUGAUAUAGUUUUACGAAGAAGCCACUUGGGAAGUUGGGGCUUUAGUAUUGUUGGUGGAUAUGAAGAGAACCACACCAAUCAGCCUUUCUUCAUUAAAACCAUUGUCCUGGGAACUCCUGCUUAUUAUGAUGGAAGACUAAAAUGUGGAGACAUGAUCGUGGCCGUGAACGGCCUGUCGACUGUGGGCAUGAGCCAUUCCGCUUUGGUCCCCAUGCUGAAGGAGCAGAGGAACAAGGUCACCCUGACGGUCAUUUGCUGGCCUGGCAGCCUGGUGUAGAUUUUGAAACUGGUUAUGAGUCCACCAUCUUCCCUUUUCAGGUUCUACAAAGAAAGCCCUUUAGUUGUAUAGUGUUUCUGGUUGUUAGGAGCUGGUCUGUGCAGGGCCCAAAACCACUAAGAUUGUCCUUCUGUUAUUAUUUCAGUGGUUUUCCACAAGCGAGCCACAUUUCUUUCAGCUGGGAACCAGUCUUCUGCUAAUCCUGUGAGUUCAUAUUUUCAAAAUGUGACCUAUAAUCAUGAAUGAAGUCUGCCCAAACUGUGACCCAACCAGCUGGGCUCGAGGGUUUCUGGUGGCUGUUUGUUUUCACGGACUGAGUCAUAAAAUGAGCUACACAUGCCCCAGGACCAGUACCAGUGACAACAGUUGCUGUAGCGUUUACUGUCUCUGUUGCCACCAGUGCCAUGAGUGGAUACAUUUUAAAUUUGGAUGGUAACCCUUUCCCGUUUUUUCAUCGGUGCCAACAUUUCAACACAUCGUGCUGUUUAUAAGGUGAUUUUUCUGGCUAUUUUAUUUCUAGUUUAAUCUCUCAGUACCUAUAAAUGAUGAAAGCAUGAGUUUGACACUACUAAAAAAUAAUGUACUGUUAUUAGAAUAGCAGAGAAUAAAUGCUAAUGUUAUCCAGUGACGCAGGAAUUUGGGAGAUAAUUAUAGUUUAGUGCUGGAGAUGGUAAAAGCUGCGUUUACUUGAACACGUCCAAAAGCAUUAAAGAUUCUUUUCCAAAGGAAUGUUUUGUUAUGUAGGAAAAUUUUGAAGCAGUUUUUGCUGAAAAUCAUUUUCUAGAGUUUAUAAUGUCCUAUCAGCAAACUCAGCUGGUAACGUUUUUGUGAUUUAUGUAGUUAAACUAGAUGGUAAAGACAAAACCAUAUUGCAAUUAAAUACACACUCAUAUUACAGCUAAGUAGGAGAAGGUAGGCCUUUUUAUUUUAUUCUUAUAAGACUCUUGAGUGUUUUAGAAACCCUUAUUUUUCCCAUUAUUUCUUUAAUUAUGAACUUAAUUAUCUCAAGAAAAAGUCUGAAAAGUUCUGUGUGUGUGUGUGUGUGUGUGUGUGUGUGUGUGUGUGGUCUUGUUUCUUUUUUUGUUUUUCUGUUUGUUUUUUGUUUUCUUUUUGUCUGAAACAGCAGGUUUUAGAUGUUAAUAUCUAUCAAUUAGUUUUUGGUCAGUAGACAAUUUCAUAUUUUUUGAAAUGUUUUGAAAACUAUGACCAGCCCAUUUUGUUUGUCCCUUCUUCAACAUGGUUGUCCUUUGGAAGAACAUAUAAAGAAGUGAAUAAGAUAAAAAAUAUCUUUACCUUAUUAAUGUUGUGCAUACUUGAAAAAAGUUUCAUUAGAAACCUAGUUCAGAAUCUGAGCUAAUUUACAUAUGACCUCUGUAAUAAAUGGUAUUGAUGAUCAGAGAAUGUAUUUCAGAAUACUACAGUAUAUUAUGAAGCAUGACCACUUUAUUUUCAAACUUAGCAAUUGCAUUGCUGGGGUGUAUUGUAUCUGCAGCAUGUCACUGAUUAUUCCAGUUAGUUUUAUAAUGAUUUUUUAAAAACAUAUCUCUUUUGAAUAAAUAAGAAAUGGCAACAAUAAUUGUUGCUAACUUGUUCAACCCCUUAGCCACACUGUAUGGUCAACAGAUAACCAAGAUACAGUGGAAUGCCCCAUACAGUAUAUUACUGUUAUGUAAUGAUUGGUAUUGGAAGCAAUUUGAUACUGAAAUGCUUUGAUAUGCUAAUUGACAUGGAACAAGUUUUUUUCCUGCUCCCCAAAUAGAAUUUUGUAACCUACUUUGCUGUUUUUAAAAACAUUUUGUAAGAAUGCGUCAUUUUGGGGGGAAUGGCCAUCCAUCAACAAAUAUCCUAACUGCUACUUUGUUAUAUGAGUAUAUAAAAUACUUUCAUUGAAUUCAGUUGUAUAAUGAGUAUUUUGAAAGAAAUUUUUUUCAAUAUUAUUUUUAUCAUGGAAAUAUUGAAAUCAACUUAAGCUAAUUCAGUUUUAUUACAAAGGACUAUAGCUUUUGGUCAGAAUGCUAUUUGGUGAUGGAAACUUGUUCAUAAUUUAUUGUUACUGUUGAAAUAUUUUAAUUUUGUCAUUUGAAGCUCAAAUAGUGAAAUCUUUCCAUUUGUUCUGUGCCUUCAGUUUAAAUUAUUUCAGGAUUUUUCAGAUAUGUUUAAACAAUCAUUCUGGAUGGAAAUAAAUGUCAUCCUUUCCAUACA
Molecule: messenger RNA, 5633 nt
Organism: Hipposideros armiger (great roundleaf bat)
Lineage: Eukaryota; Metazoa; Chordata; Mammalia; Chiroptera; Hipposideridae
Gene: LNX2
Product: ligand of numb-protein X 2
Exons: 13
Coding region: 1362-3431 (689 amino acids)
Molecular function (GO): ubiquitin-protein transferase activity; metal ion binding; protein binding
Source: RefSeq, a predicted model, not a curated record